Molecule: messenger RNA, 608 nt
Organism: Trifolium pratense (red clover)
Lineage: Eukaryota; Viridiplantae; Streptophyta; Magnoliopsida; Fabales; Fabaceae
Product: heavy metal-associated isoprenylated plant protein 43-like
Exons: 2
Coding region: 51-488 (145 amino acids)
Molecular function (GO): metal ion binding
Source: RefSeq, a predicted model, not a curated record
UUAAACAUUCUAGUGAUAUCCGAAACAAGUAAUUGUUUCAUAAUUUCUCCAUGGUCAAGAAAACAGUCUUGAAGGUUGAUAUUGAUUGUCUCAAAUGCAAAAAGAAACUCAUCAAAACCGUUUCUUCUCUUCAAGGUAUAAACAAAAUUGAAGCAGAUGAAGGAAAAGGAACAUUGACCAUAAUAGGGGAUGCAGACCCAUAUGACAUAAUAGUUCGAAUAAGGAAAGCUGGAAAAAAUGCUGAAGUUGUGAGUAUUGGGCCUCCACCUGGCCCACCUCCUCCAAAACAGGAUGCUCCAAAGAAGCCUGAAGAAAAGCCUAAGGCCGAAGAAAAAAAUAAGCCCGACCCGGUAAAGAAUCUGGACCAAAUAUCUUAUGUGCCCUAUAUGCAGAUGCCUUAUUACUACCCACAAUACCAGGCCCAACCAGUUACUGUGGUGCACAUGACUAGGUGGGACGAGCCCAAUGCAUUUUGCACUAUAAUGUGAUGUUUUUUUGGAGAUACUUAUGGUACACUACUUUUGUAGUGGACUCCACUCAUGAAUUCAAUUAUUGGUAUUAAAAAUUAUUUAUAAGAGUUAAAUAAUGUUUUUAUUUUCCAAAUAAAA